Chinchilla lanigera (long-tailed chinchilla) is the source of this 1899-nucleotide messenger RNA. RefSeq names its product 2',3'-cyclic nucleotide 3' phosphodiesterase (gene Cnp). Lineage: Eukaryota; Metazoa; Chordata; Mammalia; Rodentia; Chinchillidae. The record is from RefSeq and is a predicted model, not a curated record. Gene Ontology annotation, molecular function: 2',3'-cyclic-nucleotide 3'-phosphodiesterase activity. Gene Ontology annotation, biological process: cyclic nucleotide catabolic process. Gene Ontology annotation, cellular component: cytoplasm; membrane.
AACAGAGGCUUCUCCCGAAAGAGCCACGCGUUCCUGCCCAAGAUCUUCCUCCGCAAGAUGUCCUCCGCGGGCGCCAGGGACAAGCCCGAGCUGCAGUUCCCGUUCUUCCAGGACGAGGCCACGGUGGCCGCGCUGCACGAGUGCAAGACCCUCUUCGUCCUGCGCGGCCUCCCGGGCAGCGGCAAGUCCACGCUGGCGCAGGCCAUCGUGGACAAGUACCGCGACGGCACCAAGCUGGUGUCCGCCGACACCUACAAGAUCACGCCCGGCCCUCGGGGGCCCUUCUCCGAGGAGUACAAGCGGCUGGACGAGGACCUGGCCGCCUACUGCCGCCGUGACGUCAGGGUGCUGGUGCUUGACGAUACCAACCACGAGCCCGAGCGGCUGGAGCAGCUCUUCGACCUGGCUGACCAGUACCAGUACCAGGUGCUGCUGGUGGAGCCCAAGACGGCGUGGCGGCUGGACUGUGCCCAGCUCAAGGAGAAGAACCAGUGGCAGCUGUCGGCCGAGGACCUGAAGAAGCUCAAGCCCGGCUUGGAGAAGGACUACCUGCCGCUCUACUUCGGCUGGUUCCUGACCAAGAAGAGCUCUGAGGCCCUCCGCAAGGCCGGCCAGGUCUUCUUGGAGGAGCUGGGGAGCCACAAGGCCUUCAGGAAGGAGCUCCGACACUUCGGCCCUGGGGACGAGCCCCGUGAGAAGAUCGACCUGCUCACCUACUUUGGGAAGAGACCCCCGGGGGUGCUGCACUGCACCACCAAGUUCUGUAACUACGGGAAGGCGCCCGGUGCCGAGGAGUACGCCCAGCAGGAGGCGGUGAAGAAGGGCUACGGCAAGGCCUUCACGCUGACCAUCUCCGCCCUCUUCGUGACGCCCAAGACGGUGGGGGCCCGCGUGGAGCUGGGCGAGCAGGAGCUGCAGCUCUGGCCAGGGGACGUGGACAAGCUGUCCCCCUCCGACAACCUGCCCCGCGGCAGCCGCGCCCACAUCACCCUGGGCUACGCGGCCGACGUGGAGGCGGUGCAGACCGGGCUCGACCUGCUGGAGAUCGUGCGGCAGGAGAAGGGGGGCAGUCGCGGCGAGGAGGUGGGUGAGCUGUCCCGAGGCAAGCUCCUCUCGCUGGGCAGCGGGCGCUGGGUGCUGAGCCUGGCCAAGAAGAUGGAGACCAAGGCCAUCUUCACCGGCUACUACGGGAAGGGCAAGGCCGUGCCCACGCAUGGCGGCCGGAAGGGCGGCGCCCUGCAGUCCUGCGUGCUCCUCUGAGGGUGUGCCUGGUUGUGUCCAGAUUCGUUAUUUUUUACUUUAACCUACUUGUAACUUUUUAAACAUUGUGAAGUAACUGCUUGUCCCUUCCCGCCUGGCCUCCUCCCUCUAACACUCCAGUCUCAACCGUCAGGAACCUGAGCCACCAUGCUGAGGCCUGCUGCGCCCGCCCAGCCCCGGGACCACGCUGCCACCGCGCAGCCGGGGCCGGGGUGGGUCCUGAGACUCGGACUCUGUCACCCUGGCCCUGCAGGGUGUGAACGUCCCCUCCCACCAUGUCUGCAGCCCCUGGCCCUGCCCUAGUACCACCUGUGGUAGCAGCUCCCUGUCUGGGGUGGGGAACAGACAGCCCAGGAAGGGCACGAAGGGGGUGUCCACCACCUGGGAUGUCCUCUCAAGGGGGCUGGUAGCACCAGGAGCCAAAGGUGAUUCCCAGUUAGCAAGGGCACGGCUCCCCAGCCCUUGAGUCUGAGCCCGGGCGUGUGCCAAGGUCUCAAGCGCCCCCAGCCCGUGCAGUAACCGCCCUUGCUAAUAGGUGUCACGUGGGGCGAGUGCUGGGGUGAGUCACUGUCCCCUCCGCAUCCAUCGUGUCCGUCAACGACUUGCAGACUCAUAAUGAAAUAAACCGCGUUAAUCCCA